GAUGAUGAACCUGCGUUUGUUGUACUUGACCUCCCAGGUAGAGGCAAAGGGGCAAUCGCGUCCAGAGAUAUAAAGCGGGGAGAGCUCUUGAUUCGCGAGCAGCCAUUGUUCUUAGUCCCUGACAGAAUCACUGGUUCCCCAACAGACUUCAUCCUGAGCCGCGUUCGGGCGCUCUCGCCCACGCAGUCCCAGUCAUUCUACGACCUCUCAUACGUGAACCUCCCCCAAAAUCUCUCGCCAGAGGAACACGCCAAACAACUCCCGCUCGCUAUAUUCCAAACGAAUGCCGUCGCAGCUGGCCAGGGCGUGGGGCUCUUCCCUCGUAUGGCGCGGCUGAACCACGCGUGCUCGCACGCGUUCAAUUCCAUCUACUCGUGGCGCGACGACGAGGGUGUCUUGGUUGUCUACGCGCUGAAGGAUAUCAAACAGAGUGAGGAGCUGUUGACCACGUAUACGAACACGAAGAGGCCGAGAGCUGAGAGGAGGUGCUUUUUGCAGCAGAAUUAUGAUUUCUAUUGCGUAUGCGCAUGCUGUGCGCAGUCCGAAGCGGGUUCGUGGGCCUCGGACAGGCGUCUUGGGGCAAUGGCUGCCCUCUACGCGCGCCUUGCGGAGUGGGGAAACGGCGCCAUCGAUGGGUGGGAGGCUAUCGGGCUCGUGCGGCGUAUAUGGGACGUUGGCGAGGAGGAAGGGUAUCACAGCGAGCGCGGGCGGCUCGCGGCGGACGCCAUGCUGGUUGCGGCAGCACAUUCAGAUGCAGAGGCAGUCGUGAGAUGGGCUCGGCUGGCCGAGCGAUGGAGCACGUACGAGCUGGGUGCAGAUAGCGCGCUGGCCAAGGAAGCGCGUCGGGUUGCGCUGAGUCCUGGGAGCCACGAGAUGUGGGGAGGGCGAGAGCGAAUGCGAGUGGGUGGGCCGGAGGGAAGAGCAUAG
This is a messenger RNA of Heterobasidion irregulare TC 32-1, 927 nucleotides long. RefSeq lists its product as uncharacterized. Gene Ontology annotation, molecular function: protein binding. The transcript has 6 exons. The annotation marks the transcript as partial. The record is from RefSeq and is a predicted model, not a curated record. NCBI's taxonomy places the organism in Eukaryota, Fungi, Basidiomycota, Agaricomycetes, Russulales, Bondarzewiaceae.